AUGUUCAACACAAAACGGAAAGCUAAGGAACUACAAAAGGAUACGAACAAAACGAAAGAUAAAGAGAAGAAAGUGAAGAAAAUUGUCGGUUUACAGCAAGGUGAGAAAGUAACAAUGCAUAAAACAUUCAAAGAAAUUUAUGACGCGAUUAAUUCGCUGAAUGCAUCUAAUGAAUUUCAUGGAAAGAUCAAGCAAAUUAAGAAUGGAACAAGUACUACUGAUCCAAAAGUCAUCGCCACAGCAAAUCCAGAAUUGGUUAUUGGCAAGAGAUUCACUAUCAGGUAA
Messenger RNA from Cercopithifilaria johnstoni, 285 nucleotides. The record is from the annotation of a GenBank genome assembly. Lineage: Eukaryota; Metazoa; Nematoda; Chromadorea; Rhabditida; Onchocercidae.